Molecule: messenger RNA, 735 nt
Organism: Ambispora leptoticha
Lineage: Eukaryota; Fungi; Glomeromycota; Glomeromycetes; Archaeosporales; Ambisporaceae
Source: the annotation of a GenBank genome assembly
AUGAGCAUUAUUUCUUUACGUAAAAUAAAUUUUGUACGAAUUUACAAGAGCCUAACAACUCCAUGUAUAUGGUCGAAGCAAAAAUUUCAUAUAAAAAACGCGUCAAUUUUAAGCCGCUCAGUUUCCAGCAAAAAAUCACUAGUUCAAAAGCAUAAAACCAUUGAAACAUUUCUCGCAAAAAAGGACCAGAACACAGAAGCAACAGUAUAUCACGGAACGUUAUACGAAUACGAGACGAUUAAAUGCCUUCGAGAAAUAUUUGGCAUUGAAACGCGUCGAUGUGGGGGGUCUAAUGAUCGAGGUAUUGACUUUCGCGGUCGAUGGACUCUUCCUGAUAAAACUAUAUUCUUAAUUGGACAAUGUAAAAAAGUUAUGGGUAAAUGUGCGCCCAGACAUGUUCGUGAAUUAGAGGGAUCGUUAAGUCACGAGUCGGCUCAAACAUUGGGAAUUAUGUCGUCUAAUGGCGGAUUUACGCCCCAAGCCAAAUUACAAUUCACCAUGUCACCAUGGCCAUUAGUAUUGAUGAUGGUAAGUCAAGAAGGGGAAUCAUGUGAUAUGUUUUUGAUGAAUCAAACGGCUGAGGAUCUUAUGGACGGGUUUAAAGUGACAAUGCAUUAUGAAGCUUAUCCUAAAGUUGAAGGUGUCAUGGUUAACCGCGCGAUGUUAGUAUAUAAAGGAAAGCCCUUCGAACCAAAAAAAGUAGUAGAUGAAAAUAUCGUAGCCAAAUUUGUAUAA